CUUCUUAAACUUCUCUUAUGUUAAUUGUAAAAGGGUUCUUCUGGAAUUGUAAAAUGUGGUUAAAUUGAAAGAAACAUAAAACUGAGGACCUUGAAUCACUAUUUGUUAUAACAGACGACCACUUCCUAAACAAACAGUGUUAUUUUCUGAAAGUGUGCGUCCAUAUUCAUUAAUUUGCUUUAAAUAUUGACAGUAGUUUAAAAGUCAAAUAUUGAUCUAGGACCAGUUUACAGUUGUAUGUGAUUCAUGUACGGAUUUUUUUUUUCGCUUUUGAAGAAAGCCAUUUUUUCUUUGUCGGUAUGAGUCCUACCUAAAUGAAAAACGUUUGAAAUGCAAGUUAUUUUCUCUUCUUUGACUUUAUUUUUGUUCAUUGUGCGAACAAAUGGAGAAUGUGUUGAUAUUCUUUCUGGGUGCUAUAAGUCUUGUGUGACCAAUGAUGACUGCAGUGUAUCACAGGGCUACUUUUGUCAACAACAGCAAUGUCAAGGGAAGUGCAACCUUAAAGCUGAAGUAAGCAGUAAAAACGCUACCUUGACAUGGACAGAUUUCAAACCUCAGAAUUAUCAGUUCGAGUAUAGUAUUGCUUUCUCAAAAUCUUUGAAGUUACAGCUAAUAAAAUGGACAAAGUUAGAAGUCGGGUCACUUCCGGUUUUCUCACUGUAUGAUCUUACUCCUGGAACCAUUUAUUAUGCUGCUGUUGGAAUAUGGAAAGACAGGAACUUCACGGAAUAUAAAGAAACAAGCGAAAUUAUAUCAUUUCAGACAAUAGAUGCAGAUUUCUGUAUACUUGGAAGAAGAAGACUCAGAGUUGGUGAUAUUCUUACCAAUGACUGUGAGGACAGAUGUGUUUGUCAGAGUACUGGAGAACUUAGAUGUGAACCUAUAUGUAAACAAUACCAAAACCAGGCUCCAGAAACCAAACAUAGCAAUUGUCAUAAUGAGACCAGUCCAGAUGGUUGCUGUACCUACACCAAAUGCUUACCAUUAUUGCAAAUAGGCUCAAAACAAACAUCCAGUAUUCCUAAUCCAGAAGAUUUUGUCAGCAUCAAGAUUCUACAAAAAUCCAGUGAAUGGGUCAAACUGAAUGUUAGUUUUACCCCCCUUCCUGUCAUUAGCUUGGUUCUACUUUACAUAAGACAGACUGAUAAAGAAAACAGUACACUGGAGAUUGAUACAGAGAACUUCAGCAGUAGGCUGUAUCUAAUAGACAGACUCUGGCCGGGACUUCAGUACUCAGUGUGGGCAAAGAUUGUACUGAGUGACAACCAAACUGUCUUCUCUCCUAAAAUCUACUUCAACACAACAGAUGCUGAAACAUCAUCCUGUUUGAAUUGUACUCAGCAUAGGAUUUUACAAAAAACUGUAAACUCCAGUGCAUUCACACCACCCACCUCCCAUACUGGUCUAUACAUUGGUCUGAUUACUGGACUUUUAUCAGCCAUUGCAAUUUUCUGUUCCGUUCAAAUCUUUCUACUUCAGAGAAGAAGGAAUCACCAGAGAUCCAAAAGGGAAACACUGUUCUUUGUGAAUUCAACAUUUGGGAUUAAAAUAAUGGGAAAUGUUCAAACUAUAUCUCGAACAUCCAAUAUUCCUAACCCUAGUUUAGAAUGUGAGACAGAAACAAAAAUGAUUGCAGAAGCAAAUGAAAAUGAUGAUUCACCAGAUAUCCCUGAAUGCAAGGAUAUCGUUGAAUUGUUUGAACCACCUAAAAAUGUUGUCAUAGUGGCUGCCCAAGGACUGGACUUCUCAGCAACCGUUGUUGCUGCUCAAGACAUUCUGCGAUGUGAUUUCUGCUGUGAAGAUGAUGUGGUCGCUGAAAUGUUCUGUAAAACCUGCGCCAUGCGCUUGUGUAGUUCUUGUGUCAGUAAGCACAUAGAGACGUCAUCCGUCUCUUGUCUCCAUGAUAUUGCCAGGUACAAAUCUAACAAAGAUUUCAUGAGACCUAUUUGUGUGUUGCACUUGGAUAAUAAGUGUGAGAUUUUCUGUAAUGAGUGCAAUGGUCCAUUCUGUUCGCAGUGUUUGUCUGAGGGACUACAUAAAAAUCAUGACAUCACCGGAAUUUGUGGUACCUAUGCAUUACUAAGAGAGAAAAUACUGAGGGACACUGCUUACUUGGAAAAAAAUAUGAUCCCAGAAUAUGAGAAGAACGGGUCCCAAAUGAUCAAAAGAAUUGAAGAAUCAACAAAGAAAUAUGAGGAUACAGCAAACACCAUGUGUCAGAUAGGUCUUGAAUGGCACAAGCACUUAGAAUUUGCAAUAGUGCACCACAAAGAAGAGAUUCAGAAGAUGAAAGAAAAAGAUCUCGAAACCCUAAAUCAGUGCCAUGCAUCCCUGUCGGUUCCAUUGGCAGACAUCAAAGGAACUAUUGAAGAGAAUAGACAAAUCAUAAAUUCUCUUGACUUUAACAGACUUUUUGCAUACAGAUCUUCUGUUGAAAAUUUUAGAAAAAUUCCCCCUUUGGCUGAAAUCAAUCCUGGAAAUUUUGAACAACACACAACACUGCUUCAUCAACUUGUUGAACUUAUUGGCAAGUUAGGAAAUUCUAAAACAAUUAAUAUCCCUGGAUAUACAAUCAAGAUUCACAAAAAUCCAGUUCUACUGGCCUCUUUUCAGAGCAAAUACCGAAAAGGGGUCAGAAGACUGAGGUGCCAUGGAGAAAAGACUGUAUGGAUGUGUGGAUUUUAUGACCGUCUUCUGAAAUUUGUUGACCUUCAGGGUACAAUGAUUCAGAAAGUUAUCUCCAGGCAAGUUCCUGUAUGCAUGACGAUAACCAGCCAGCGUGAAUUGAUUUAUCUCGAAGAUCACAGUGUAAAUACCAUCAAGGAUGGUGAAUGUGUGUGUCUGUUCCGAGUCCAAGACUGGAAUCUAAGAUCCAUAUGUAGCACAGUGUGCAAUCAAUUGCUUAUUGGUAUGACAAAUUCGAGUAAAACUGAAGGAAAGGUUGUUCGAUACGCUGGAACCAAACUCAUAUCUGAAAUUCAGCAAGAUUCUGAUGGCAACAUCUUAUUUCGCUUGCCCUAUUUCUUGGCCGAAAACAGAAACCUUGAUAUUUGUGUCACAGAGGUCACCUUGCAAAAGGUGUUGGUGACAGACAAGACUGGGAGCUUACGAUUCACCUACAGUGGAAAUAGUGCAGUGAAAAACACAUUUAAACCAAUGGAUCUUGCCUCUGACAGCAAGAGUCAAAUUCUGGUUGCAGACAGAUCUAAUAACUGUAUUCAUAUCAUUGAUCAAGAUGGACACUUUGUGAAGAUAAUUGACAGUUUUGGUUUGAAGGAGCCUUUCAGUAUCAGUGUGUCUGCUAAGGAUGAUCUCUGGGUUGGGGAGGGUAGCUCUGGUAUGGUCAAAGUCAUUAAAUAUAUGGAGGAGUGAAUCUUGAACCAGUGUCUUAAAAACUGAAUAAAUAUUUAAAAUAUCAUCUAUGUAUCUUCAGAUACAUAAUAAAUAGAGAUAUAUUGGUGGGGAAGAGAGCUAAAAGGGGGUGGGGGAUUUUUUCCCUUCAAAAUCA
Saccostrea echinata is the source of this 3508-nucleotide messenger RNA. RefSeq lists its product as uncharacterized. The transcript has 8 exons. The coding region runs from base 331 to 3372 and encodes 1013 amino acids. Lineage: Eukaryota; Metazoa; Mollusca; Bivalvia; Ostreida; Ostreidae. The record is from RefSeq and is a predicted model, not a curated record. Gene Ontology annotation, molecular function: protein binding; zinc ion binding.